AUGGCCAACCCAAGAGGGGAGUGCAAGGCCAUUACACUUAGAAGUGAAAAAGUUGUAGAAGAGGCCACCCCAAACCAGGAGAACCACAAAGAAAAAGCUACAGAAAAGCCUAAAAAUAGGAAGAAAGAAGAGACCCCUAGUCCAUCUUCACCAAAGCCAAUCUUGAAGCCUUAUGUGCCAAAGGUACUAUACCCACAAAGGCUAAGGAAGGAUGGGAAUGACAGCCAGUUUUUUAGAUUUUUGAAAAUCUUUAAAAAGCUCCAAAUCAACAUACCAUUUUCUGAAGCACUGGAGCAAAUGCCCCUCUACGCAAAGUUCCUGAAGGAGCUCAUGACAAGAAAAAGAAACUGGGGAGAAAAGGAGACUGUAAUCCUCACUGAGGAGUGGGCUAGCAUCAAUCUCAUGUCCUUGAACAUGAUGAGAAGGAUGAGAAUUGAGGAAGCCAAACCAACAAGAAUGGCACUCCAACUAGCUGAUAGGACAUUCAAGUUUCCACAUGGAGUGGUGGAAGAUUUAUUAGUGAAAGUGGGAGAAUUCAUCUUCUCAGCUGAUUUUGUUGUGCUGGAUAUGGAAGAAGAGGCAAACACUUCAAUUAUCCUAGGAAGGCCAUUCCUAGCUACUGUUGGAGCCAUCAUCGAUGUACAAAAAGGAGAACUAAUCUUGAGAUUACAUGAGGAAAAGAUGGUCUUCAAUGUCUUCAAGGAAAUGAGUUAUUCCAAGGAAGCAAUAGAAGAAUGCAUGAUGGUGGACACCAUAGAACAAAUAGUCCAAGGAGUUUUGGAAGAAGAGUAA
Messenger RNA from Arachis stenosperma, 792 nucleotides. RefSeq lists its product as uncharacterized. The record is from RefSeq and is a predicted model, not a curated record. The coding region runs from base 1 to 792 and encodes 263 amino acids. The transcript has 2 exons. NCBI's taxonomy places the organism in Eukaryota, Viridiplantae, Streptophyta, Magnoliopsida, Fabales, Fabaceae.